Molecule: messenger RNA, 1278 nt
Organism: Mizuhopecten yessoensis (Yesso scallop)
Lineage: Eukaryota; Metazoa; Mollusca; Bivalvia; Pectinida; Pectinidae
Product: brother of CDO-like
Exons: 3
Coding region: 1-729 (242 amino acids)
Biological process (GO): homophilic cell-cell adhesion; axon guidance; dendrite self-avoidance
Cellular component (GO): axon; plasma membrane
Molecular function (GO): cell-cell adhesion mediator activity
Source: RefSeq, a predicted model, not a curated record
AUGUACAUCACUGUGACAAGUUCUUCCAUCAUUGUAGUGGCCAUAGGAAUCUUCCCAACUCCUGCCAAGAUUGUAGUGAAGCCAGGAGGUAACGCUUUCCUUCACUGCCAAGCAUAUGGUACGCCCCGCCCUUCUGUUUCCUGGACCAAGGGAGGCAACCAAGUCCUGUCUGGUGGCAAGUUUGCAGUGUUUGACAACGGUACUCUGAUCAUCUCGCAGGUUAACGUCCAGGAUACUGGGGACUAUGUGUGUAUGGGUAGCAAUGGUGUGUCCACACCUGCAGAACGCAUCAUGAUGUUGUCUAUAAGAGAAUCGCUGAGAGUGGCCAUUGAUGACAUUAACAUCAAGAAGCCAAGGGAAGGUGAUCGACUUUACCUUACCUGUCGAGGGUAUGGCUACCCUGAGCCAACCCUCAUGUGGGAGAGACUGGGGCGCCCCCUACAGAAUUCCCCUGGAGUGUUUGUAAGGGGAGGUGACCUGCGCAUCACUAGUCUGACCUUAGAUGACACAGGACUCUACACCUGUAUCGCCAACAACAACGAAGAGAAAGUGGAGGAUGAUAUCUCUAUCCAGGUCUUACAGAAAGAUGCCACACUGCCCGACUGUAAGGACCGUGCUCCACUGAUGAAGUGUCGACUAAUCGUGACAGCUAUGUUAUGUAACUACAGUAUAUACUCCAAACAAUGUUGUGGUAGCUGUGAGCGAGAAAGGUCACGGCUGAUUGGCUAAUCUGUGAACCAAUAAUACUCCAUAACACAUUACACAAACAGCUAGUGAGACUAGCGGAGAGUGGAUUUUGAAUGCUGUGGUUUAACAUUGGGAUCACAGUGACCUGUAUUGACCUUUCUGUCCCGUCUACUCAAUGUUGGGCUGAAGAGCAACCCAUCGGGACAGACAGCUAGGUCACUAGUUCUCUGAUCAUUUAAAAUACCAAAGAUGUGCAUUUCUAUAGGAGACUUGAAUUCCCUGUUGUUAGCAGGAAGCUGAUGGGUAGAUAAUUUUGUUGAAUCGGUUCCUGCUGAGAUCAAGAGUGCUUACAUUCUGCCUGGAGGUUUGCACUAACUGUACACCAUAUGGCAUUGUUGAACAAAGUCCCAUCAAAAUGUUCAAAAUGUUUUAAUAAAUUGUUUUGUAAGUUUGUAGAUAAUGUUUAGUAUAUAUUUUCAUGUCUGUCACUCACAAUAACAAACAAACCUGCUUCUCAGUAAAGUGUAUAUCAUAAAUGUCAUGAAUGUGACUUUUCAGUAUAGUUUUUAUCAUUAAUGUCAGUCAUUAAUG